AUGAAUGAACUUCCUCUUUUCUAUGUGAAAUGUCACGACCUCGACAACAUUUGGGUGUAUUCGAAAAUCCACAACAGAGAACUGAAGAUGGAGCUCGAUACAGGAUCAGCCUUAUCGAUCAUAUCAACCAAAGAAUAUAAAUCUAGAUUCAGUGAUCUCAACCUGAACAAAACUGAUGUUGUUCUAAAGACUUAUACAGGUCAACCAGUUAAACCUGAAGGGGAGUUAGGGGAGUUAGACGUUAUCGUCGAAUAUCAAGGUCAGAGGGAGGACUUAGAGUUGUAUGUGGUUGAUGGUCCAGGGCCGUCUUUACUGGGAAGAUCUUGGUUACGCAAGAUACAGCUUGACUGGCCAUCGAUUAAAAAGUUAACAGCCGUACCCAGAGAAACUAAAGGCGAGUUACAGGACAUUUUACAAGCUCAUGCACUAGUGUUUCGCAAGGAGCUUGGAACAGUGAAAAAUGUUAAAGCAAAGAUUGAAGUAGAAGAUGGAGUGACGCCAAAGUUUGUUAAAGCACGACCAGUCUCCUAUUCUCUAUGCCCAAAAGUGGAUGAAGAAAUUGACAGGCUGGUACGGGAGAAAAUCAUUGAACCUGUUGACUUUAGUGACUGGGCAAUGCCAAUAGUUCCGUGGUUAAGAAGAAUGGAAAAAAACAGAACUACUGCCAACAGGUUGAAAAAUAUUUGCCCACCAGAUUAUGUGGACCGCUUGCCAAGAGACCUGGAAAAGAAUUAUAACCAUCUGAAAGCAACAGAACUCCAGGCAUGGUUGCUUUUUUAUUCAAUUCCAUGCUUAAAUGGUUUAUUGGAUACUGUAUACUUGGAACACUUCGCUCAUCUGUUUGAGGGAAUACACAUUCUCCUUGGAGUGGGUGCCCCCAUUCUCCUUGGAGAUGGGAUAAGUGAGGUCGAUCUUGACAGGGCUGAGACAUUGCUUGACCAUUUUUACUCCAAGUUUGGAGAACUCUAUGGAGAAGGUAGCUGUGGCUUGAAUGUUCCCAAUAAUUGUGUUCAUCUUGUGACCUUUGUAAGGAAAUGGGGACCGUUGUGGGGAUGGAGUUGUUUCCCAUUUGAGGACAUGAAUGCUGACAUUUUGAAAGCUGUCCAUGGUACAGGAGAUGUUACCAGUCAAUAUCUUCGCCUGAAAGAACUAAGAAUGAAAAUGUCUAAUAUCAGUCUGGAGGGAGUUAAUGAAAAGACGUCAGAUUUCAUUCACAGUAUGAAAUCAGGAAAUAACAAGUGUUGGAGAGGAUUAAAGAAAAUGAAGAACUGCCAUAAAGCAGGACAGCCAAAACCUGUAACCAGCGUACCAUGCACAGAUAGAGAGAUUCUGCUACGUCACAAAUGCUUCCGGUGCACUUGAGAUUGCGCAGAGCGAUCGAGGGUCAGUGCGCCAUUAACUUUCGA
This is a messenger RNA of Haliotis rufescens (red abalone), 1406 nucleotides long. RefSeq lists its product as uncharacterized. The transcript is spliced from 3 exons. Bases 1 to 1362 code for a protein of 453 amino acids. The record is from RefSeq and is a predicted model, not a curated record. Lineage: Eukaryota; Metazoa; Mollusca; Gastropoda; Lepetellida; Haliotidae.